UGACUUAUAUAACUGUGGAACAUCACGCUGAUUGGCUGAACGGAUUGUUCCUUUGUAUUAUUGGCAAUUCCAGCUCAAUAAGUUGCUGGCGACCGUAAAGACGUUAUGUUAUUUAUACACAUUGGGUAUUUGGCUAUGAGAAAGUUAAAAAAGCUCUUAUUCUUCGUGUUGGCUUUGACUAUCCUAUUCUAUUUUUUCAAUUCGCUUUACGUUAGCCAGGAACCAGGGGCUCUUAUUGAUGUCAAUAUCAGUGGAAUAAAGAAAGACAACUAUUAUUUUGUAACUGCUAUAACUUCCAGUGAAUUCGACUGGCUGUUGAAAUUCAUGGACACAGCUCUCGCUCAAAAUGAAGACGUGAAUGAACUGAUGUUUAUUAUAUGGACUCUAAAUCUGCGUACGUGUGAAACGGAGUAUUUGACACGUCAAGUUCGAUUUAACGUGAAAGUCUAUCGCUUUCCAUACCAUUAUCAUCCCCUUCACGUCAGGUUGUAUCAUAUAGCGGCGAUAAAACCCAUUGUACUCAAAAAAAUGGUGAACAUGUACGGCGAAGCUGUUUGGAUUGAACCGCACACCGAACCGUCAUUCUCGUUGUCUGCCAUUUCACUAAAAUUGAACCUUAAAGGGUCCAUGAUGGUCAGUACUUCAAGAAAAUUGCCCGAAGGACAAUGUGUGGUCAAUGUAGUUGGUUUCAGCCUACUUAGAUUCUUCUCCUUUUUGACAGAGUGGGAGUCAUGUGCUAUAAACGCAUCUUGUAUCGCCGAAGCAAUUGGCAAAAAGGAUGAUGAUGCUCCACCAGGCACAGAUCGAUUGUUCAAAUUCGUAAGAAAGAAACGACAUUUGCGUUGUGAAAUUUUAGGCGUAAAGUAUGAUCGCAAUUUUGCAGAUGACUCUUCGCUCAUUUUUAAAAAUUGGAACCAGUAUCGCCAUACUUGUCGGCAACAUGAAGGCUGUAUUUUAACAGGAACCCACAAAUAUUUUCUGGAUUGUCUUAAUCCAAACCUUCCACGACUACGUAAGAACAAGCAAAAGUAUGCAGCGCACCACGGCUACGCUUAUCUGGAAGAGACGUACGGGUUCCAUCGCGAUGCACCGUGCCACAAAGUUUGGAAUAAAGUACACGCUAUUUUUAAGUAUCUUCCUGACUGCAAACUGUUACUUUGGAUCGAUACAGAUGCAAUGUUUGUUGAUAUGAAGAGAUCUCUUAAGGACGCUAUGAACUCUGAUGAGUUAGAUCUUCUUGCUGCUUGGCCGCCCGAGGACAGAAUGUUGAACGCUGGCGUUCUACUUAUGAGAAAUACUGCCACCGUGCGCGAGUUUUUCAUAAAUGUAACAUCUGGUCGAACUUGGAAAUAUAACUGGUGUACAAAAUCAGCUUUUGAGCAAGCUGGCAUUGUCGAUCAGCUGAAUAGUGGAAGCAUGAAAGGAAAAUCUCUAGUCGAGAGAAAGAGGAACGCGUUGCAGACUUUGUGCGGUUAUCGUGACAAGGACAACGAUGAUUGUUCAUUUCCAACUAAAGAAGAUUUCAUAUUCCACGUUGCGCCUUCAAAAUGUCCUCAAAUGCUUUACCUUCUCAACAAUUUUUUCGAAAAGAAUCCUCACUUGUGGUAAUAUGCACGUGGUCACUAACGCACUCUUUAUACAUGUACGUUAUCUUACUAAAAAGGAUAUCGAUGUAAAGACUAAAGAGUGCUAACAAUUGACCAUUGAAAGUGUAAGCAACCUUAAAACGAAAAAUAUCAAGCCUGGGUUUGCCUGGCAUACGCAUGUAAAUACUUUCCUGUUAUAUUCUCAUUUGUUAGUUUUACAAAUCAAUCUAUUGUGAAAUUUUAAUCGUGAUCACUAUAUGCUAAACCUACGGGUGAAUUACUGUCCAUGUUUUGCUGAUAGAAUUUACGUCAAAUUCCCAGGAACAGAAAAGCAUUUGUGCUUGUGCGUUAUAUGAGCUACAGGAGUAGCGAUGUGUCCACAUACGUAGCUUACAAUACUUUAUGCACCUGCAGGAUAGGCAAAUUCUCCUCAUCUUGUGGACGCUGUCUGAGAGAAUAGAACCUGUCGGCCAAUAACUUGUGCAACCGUUGUGACGUCAUUUCAGGUUCAAACUAGAGAUUUCUAUGAAGCGAUAUCACUUCAUGGAAAUCAUGUAAACAAUCAAGUUUAUGUCGUGGGAAACUUGGGGGAAAAGAAGGAUGGAAUCCGAUCCUUGUAUUUUUGCUACUCACUACCUAUUGAAAUUAAGGUUAAGGAGUAUGGCCAAUAAAAUGAAACAAUUUGCAAUCUUAGUAUGAUUCUACGAAUAUAUCUGUAUAUAUUAUAGCCAGAGCUGUCAGAUACUAAAUUAUACCCCAUUAUCUUGGUUUUGAAA
Messenger RNA from Xenia sp. Carnegie-2017, 2362 nucleotides. RefSeq lists its product as uncharacterized. Gene Ontology annotation, molecular function: glycosyltransferase activity. NCBI's taxonomy places the organism in Eukaryota, Metazoa, Cnidaria, Anthozoa, Malacalcyonacea, Xeniidae. The transcript is spliced from 2 exons. Gene Ontology annotation, cellular component: Golgi membrane. The record is from RefSeq and is a predicted model, not a curated record. Gene Ontology annotation, biological process: protein N-linked glycosylation. Bases 106 to 1608 code for a protein of 500 amino acids.